AUGUCAAGUUCACGAGUACAAUACACACCUCCUCCAUCGCCGUCGCCCACGGCUUCGUUCUACGACGUCAGCGACGACGAGGAGGACGAAUACAACACCAUCGCCCAUUCGGCGUCGGGGAGAGGCGUCAAGUUACUAUUUUCCAAGAGCAAAGUCUACGUCCAUCCGUCCCCCUCCGCCAAAGAUAACAUCCCCGGCUUUAUCGCUCUCAUCCAGCAAAAACCCGCCCAUCGUCCUGCAGAGCCCGCCAGCUCAUCGAAACGCUCCGAUCCUUCCUCCUAUCUUCUCGCUUGGGUUCCCGAAUCUUCCCUUGGCGAUGCAUAUAAUACCUACGUGAAAGUCGAUUUAUCCGAUGAAGGAUCAACGCCGCGACAGAGAUACCUGGUGCCUCCCUUGCCGACGACGACGACUCUCAAAGAUCCCGUCGGUUUAUAUGCAUUUGCGGUACCGUUAUCGGAAAUAUACUCGCUGCUCGUGCGCCCGCCUAGUCUAGGAUGGUGGUUUGGGAGUUUAGUGAUUAACACCCGUCUCGGCGAUAGCUUCCCCGCGCUCUUUUUCCACGACAGCGAGUGCGAGUCAACAAUCGUGCAGAAGAAGAAAAAGACCAAGGAGACUUUCGAUCCGUUCAGCGACGAUGGAAGCAUGUUCUGGGGUGGCGAUGAAGUGCUCAAGUGGCUCCGGAAUUACGUCAACGUGCAGCGCUCGGAGGUCGAGAAGAACGCGUACCUGAUCAACCCGUCGGAUGAAGAUCUGGUCUCGUUUGGAAGUCCGAUGAUGAGGGAGGAAAACGCGGAACAAGAAAAUCAGGGCGGGAUGGAUCCGUUUAUGAAGACGCUCAAGGAGACGAGAUGGAAGGUGCUUGAGCAGUUGAGCAAGAUCACUACCUUUACGAAACGGACCGCCAACGAUAUCGCUGAAAAUCCUCGCAUUCCGCCGCAGAUUCGUCGUCUUAUGAAGAACCCUCAGGUUCAGACGUUGCAGGAUGAGUUUGAUAGCGCGAGGAUAUACCUGGCACGUUGGGCCAUGAGUCUUGCAGAACAGAGUGAGAGGGAGCGGAGUCAGCGGAUAUGGACUGCAAAGGAUGUUCUCGAGAUGGAGGACAGCUCGGUGGGAGAGUUUGAGAUUCUAGAAAUGGAGACUGGGACGAUGGGUAUCCACGAACGACGCAAGAUUGUCACCCUGGAAGAGUGGAAGGGAUUCUUCGAUAUUUCUGGACGGCUACAGGUGACAAUUGACGAGGUCACGGAGAGAAUCUUCCACGGAGGUUUGGAUCCGAACGACGGCGUCCGAAAGGAUGCAUGGCUUUUCCUUCUCGGGGUGUACCCGUGGGACAGCAGCCAUGACGAGCGUCAGGCGCUGAUGAACUCGAAACGGGAUGAGUAUAUUCGUCUAAAAGGCGCCUGGUGGGAGAGAAUGAUUGAGGGGACUUCUACGGCCGAGGAAUUUGAUCACUGGAAAGAGCAGAGGAACCGGAUUGAAAAAGAUGUCCACCGGACAGACCGCACGAUUCCAUUGUUUGCAGGAGAAGACAUCCCCCAUCCGGACCCCGACUCGCCAUUCGCAGAUACAGGCACGAACGUCCACAUGGAACAGAUGAAAGACAUGCUCCUGACCUAUAACGAAUACAACCCCGACCUGGGCUACGUACAAGGCAUGAGCGAUCUCCUCGCCCCUCUUUACGCUGUCAUGCAAGACGACGCCGUCGCUUUCUGGGCAUUCGUCGGGUUUAUGGACAGAAUGCAGGAACACAACUUCCUCCGUGACCAAUCCGGCAUGCGCACCCAACUCCUCACCAUCGACCACCUCGUCCAACUCAUGGAUCCUCAACUCUACCUGCACCUCCAAUCCGCCGACAGCACCAACUUUUUUUUCUUCUUCCGCAUGUUGCUAGUCUGGUACAAGCGCGAAUUCGAAUGGGCAGACGUUCUCCGUCUCUGGGAAUCCCUCUGGACAGACUAUCUCUCCAGCAGCUUCCAUCUCUUCUUCGCCUUGGCUAUCCUCGAAAAACAUCGCGAUGUCAUCAUGGAUCAUCUGAAGCAUUUUGACGAGGUUCUUAAGUACAUAAACGAGCUCUCCAACUCAAUGGAACUAACCCCCCUCCUCACCCGCGCCGAAUCCCUCUUCCGCCGCUUCGAGCGCACAGUCCAAGCAAUCGACAAAAAGAACAACUUCCCCUCCGCCCCCACCGCGCACCGCCGAAAACCUUCGCAAACGGAUAAAGGGAAAUCAAGAGCUCCAGAGGGAUCAAGUACCGGCGUUAGUGCUGGCGCUAGUACUAGUACUCAGCCUGGAGAUAGUGAGGAUGCUGAGGCGAAGGUUAUUUCACCGGAGUUGAGGAUAUUGUUGAGGAGGGAUAUUCCGUGGAGGAGGCAGGUUAGGGUUGAGGAGAAGAAGCCGGCUUAG
Molecule: messenger RNA, 2403 nt
Organism: Aspergillus glaucus CBS 516.65
Lineage: Eukaryota; Fungi; Ascomycota; Eurotiomycetes; Eurotiales; Aspergillaceae
Product: GTPase-activating protein GYP7
Exons: 5
Coding region: 1-2403 (800 amino acids)
Biological process (GO): activation of GTPase activity
Molecular function (GO): GTPase activator activity
Source: RefSeq, a predicted model, not a curated record